This is a messenger RNA of Ctenocephalides felis (cat flea), 1271 nucleotides long. It is a transcript of the gene spn-A, whose product is annotated as DNA repair protein RAD51 homolog A. The coding region runs from base 198 to 1223 and encodes 341 amino acids. Gene Ontology annotation, cellular component: condensed nuclear chromosome. Gene Ontology annotation, molecular function: single-stranded DNA binding; DNA strand exchange activity; double-stranded DNA binding. Lineage: Eukaryota; Metazoa; Arthropoda; Insecta; Siphonaptera; Pulicidae. Gene Ontology annotation, biological process: double-strand break repair via homologous recombination; mitotic recombination-dependent replication fork processing; chromosome organization involved in meiotic cell cycle. The record is from RefSeq and is a predicted model, not a curated record. The transcript is spliced from 5 exons.
AAAGACUUUUGCAUAUCACUUUGCAGCUGUCAUCCUAGAAGGUUUUAGCGGGUUUUAGCAAGAAUCGCUUUGUGCAAGGUCGUUCAAAAAUCUGACAGCUGUUUAGACGUUGGAAUCUAAAUAAUUAAAUAAUGAUACCGAAAAUAUUAUUAUUUAGUAACUAAUUUACGAAAAAAGUAUUUUUUAAAUUAAGUAACAUGUCAGCAUCAGCAAGCAGAUCGGAAUUUGCAAUCACAGAAUCUAACCAACAAGAAGAUGAAUGUGGACCACAAUUAAUUUCUAAGAUAGAGGGUAAUGGUAUUACAAGUGGGGAUAUUAAGAAGUUACAAGAAGCUGGAUACUAUACUGUAGAAUCAAUAGCAUUCGCACCAAAAAAGAGUCUUAUAACUAUAAAAGGAAUAUCCGAAGCUAAAGCUGAUAAACUAUUAGCCGAAGCUGCUAAGCUUGUGCCUAUGGGGUUUACAACAGCAACAGAAUUUCAUCAAAAACGAUCAGAAAUAAUAUUGUUAACAACAGGUUCAAAGGAGCUAGAUAAACUAUUGGGCGGAGGUAUUGAAACUGGAUCAAUAACGGAAGUUUUUGGUGAAUUUCGUACAGGGAAAACACAAUUAUGCCAUACAUUAGCUGUAAAUUGCCAGUUACCUAUAGAUCAAAAUGGAGGUGAAGGCAAAUGUUUAUAUAUAGACACUGAGGGAACAUUUCGACCUGACAGGUUAUUGGCUGUUGCUGACCGUUACAAAUUAUCUGGUAGCGAUGUGUUAGAUAAUAUUGCAUAUGCACGAGCAUAUAAUACAGAUCAUCAAACACAACUUUUAAUAUAUGCUUCUGCAAUGAUGUCUGAAUCCAGAUAUGCAUUACUAAUUGUAGAUAGUGCUACAGCAUUGUAUCGAACCGAUUAUUCUGGCCGAGGUGAACUAUCUGCACGACAAAUGCAUUUAGCUCGAUUUUUGCGGAUGUUAUUAAGAAUAGCAGAUGAAUUUGGUGUAGCAGUAUUGAUUACAAAUCAAGUAGUAGCUCAAGUAGACGGAGCUUCCAUGUUUUCAGCCGAUCCUAAGAAACCCAUUGGAGGAAAUAUAAUGGCACAUGCAUCUACAACGAGACUAUAUCUUCGUAAAGGAAGAGGAGAGAACAGAAUUUGCAAAAUAUACGAUUCUCCCUGCUUACCAGAGAGUGAAGCAAUGUUUUCAAUUAAUGCUGAUGGUAUUGGUGAUGCUAAAGACUAAAUAACCAGUACAAACUAUUAAAUAUUACGCUUAAUUUAGGAUUAUGAA